AUGGUUGACAAUAUCAAGGACACCGCAGUCAUAGUGCUGGGCUGUGUGGACAAGUUGGCCUCCUUCGCCUCCUCCAUCCACCCAAUGUUUACCGUCGUCUCUUCUGUGGUUCGUGUAGCCAGAAAGGGCCUAAUGAAAAAAGGGCCCAAUCCUCUGGAUAAGGACUUCCAAGAAAUCCACGACAAGCUGGAGAGCAUCUCCAAGAAAAACCAUGAAGCCCUAAAUACUAUCAGAAUAAAUGAGGUGAAUGAAACUUACGGCAAGUAUGAAGAGUACAUCAAGUACCAGUACGAUGCUUUCAUCACCAUGAUGGCAGAGGUGAACAAAAACCCAGACAACAGCGAGGUGUACAUGGAGACCUUUAAAAAUACUUAUGAAAAGACCAAGUUGGAUAUGGGCCUGGAUGUUUUCUACCGCGGUGUGAUCGGCACAGACACGGUGUUUGCAAGACCCCUGCUGGAUGUGUAUUUUGAGAACUGUGAUGGAGACCGUGAAAUCAUGGAGCGCCGCUGCUCUCACAUCGCACACCUCUUCCACAUUGGCCUCAUCGCGCUGAUAGGGUACAAUGCUGUUGUUGACGAUGAAGAUGGGGUGCGCGAGAAGUGGAGCGACAAGAUGAGCGAAAUCCAGAAUAAGAUGGAGGAGGUUCUCAGCAAGUGUAAAAACAAGUAA
This is a messenger RNA of Fundulus heteroclitus (mummichog), 672 nucleotides long. RefSeq names its product protein rapunzel-like. NCBI's taxonomy places the organism in Eukaryota, Metazoa, Chordata, Actinopteri, Cyprinodontiformes, Fundulidae. Bases 1 to 672 code for a protein of 223 amino acids. The transcript has a single exon. The record is from RefSeq and is a predicted model, not a curated record.